Messenger RNA from Triplophysa rosa, 2815 nucleotides. RefSeq names its product coiled-coil domain containing 106a (gene ccdc106a). The transcript has 9 exons. Lineage: Eukaryota; Metazoa; Chordata; Actinopteri; Cypriniformes; Nemacheilidae. The record is from RefSeq and is a predicted model, not a curated record. Bases 176 to 1342 code for a protein of 388 amino acids. Gene Ontology annotation, cellular component: nucleoplasm.
UUUCUGUCUUCUAGUUGUUGUCAUUGCUGCUGAGCGAUUUUAUUGUUAUUGUUAGCAUGUUAGCGGGUUAAAAAUAUUCAGACAGAUGAAAGUAUAUUAAGAUACACUUCACAUAUGUGAAGAAGAAGAAGCACGUUCAAGAGUGAGAAACGAUCACAACUGCACAGACGGAAAUAUGAAUGAUGCGGACUCAGCCACGAGGAAGCAUGUGAGUUCAAGAGAGCUAACGUUACAGACUCCAAAAAAUGAGGACGCAUAUGAAAUCUCCAUUCCUUUUGAAGAUAACAACUUUGAACAACAUGGACCCUUUUACAACCACAACGACCAAAACUUUGAAGGUAAUGAUCCACCAGCACCGAGCAGCUCAUACCUGUUGAUCACUAACUUGCGCACACAACUGCAGAUCUCACUAGAGAAAAACUCAUGGCUGCAGAAACGCAUCGAGGACCUGGAAGAGGAGAGAGACUUUCUGCGCUGCCAGCUUGAUCGCUUUAUCUUCUCAACCAAGAGUCAUGAGAGCAACGGUAAUGAUUCGAGAAGUUUUUCUUGGAGGAGGAGAAGAGAAACUGACCGGGAUCAACAAGCGGAGAGCCAGCGGCCAGCCAACCGUCAGUCAUUCCAGCAAAGAUUAACCCAACAGACCUCAGCCAAUCCUAAAGUCUUGAGCUCUCCUUCUGGUCCAGUCAGUGCACAGAUAAAUUCAAUGUUCGGACCCGCCCACCCUCAGCCUCUUAUGCAGGGCCACGGCAGCACAAGCAGCAGCUGCAGCAGCAACAACAGGUCACUCAAUGAACUGCAGGAAUCUCUUUCUCUUCUGGGAGAUGAAGAAGAGGACGAAUACCUGGAGGAUAGUUACCUCGAGGAAGAGGAAAUGAUGUCCGGAGAGGACGUGAUAUCAAACAGCAUGUCUCUUCGGAAUAUUGGUGCAGCUGGAAGGCCCAGCGGCAGUCACCCAGCACUGAAGAGGAGGGUCUUCAGAAUCCCCAGAGGUAGAGAAAGACAGAGAGUAAAAGAUGCAGCAGGUGUAUUGUUCCGCUACAAGAAGAUCCUAGUGACAUACCAGAGGCUAAAAAACAUGUCCAAGGCGUUCCAGAUCCAUGGUGUAGAUCGCAACACAGUGGCCUCUACCACACCCAUAGCCGAGAUGCUGCUGGUGGCCCCGGAGAAGUUGACAGAGGUUGGCGAGUUUGACCCAUCCAAAGAAAAACUACUGGACUAUGCCCGACGGUGUUACAUCGCCCUUGACCCACAGACUCUCAGCAAAGUGCAAGCUCUAAAGAAGAACAACCUUCUCCUGCCCAUCUCCUACAGGUUGAAAGGAACCGAUCCGAAUAAUCGAUAAAGGAAGGUAUCAAGAGGAGCAACUAAUUUUAUCCUGCUGUAUCAUAAAACACCUUUGCUGUAUUUUAUUGUAUCACUGAACACAACACAGAUGCACCAUGUCAACCUCUACAUGUUGUUGUUCAGAUCGGCUGUGCUCUGAACAAGGCUACUGUUACCUCAGUUCAUCACUUCAGCACUCACUCGCAGAGCUGGUGGGCUGCUUAUGCUUUCAAGUUCCAUAUUCUGGUAUAAAACUCUAUUUAAUUGUGACUGAUUGUCGAGAUGGUCCACAGGAGCUUGAGAAGUUCCUGGACUGGGGUCAUUAGAUCCAUUCAUUUAGGCCAAAUGUGUGUCCUGGUUCUCUGUAACUUUUAGCACUUACCUAAAAAAAAUAAAGGACUUCCCCAGCUCGAUAUGAGCUGUCAAUUUAGUUUUAUUUAGAGAACCAGUGCAUGCAUAGACCCAUAAACGCUGCCUGUCUUAUAUCACACUGUGCAACUCUACAGCAAGCAGCACCCGAACGUUCUCAUUAGAAUCCCAUUGGAUUUGAUUUGUGCAGUAUUUGUGCAUGUGUCUCAUGGCCUGUCUCCUAUUAGAUGACACUGACUGUUCAGCAUGUGACAUGUUUAUAUAGUUUAAGUCAGUGGUUAAACAGUUGGUAAUAGUACUAAUCUAGUACAAUGUAUAGUGUGAAUCUAAUGCUUAUGAAUGUGUGAGGGCUUGAGUGUUCACGUCUUAGCUGGUGCUGAAGUUCUGAAAGUGUCUGGGUGCAUGUGGAUGCGUGUUGAUGUGUGCCUGUUUAAAAUAUUCACAGCUCUUUUGAGCACAGAUUCAAGCCUCCAUGGGGCUUAAAACAAACUAUGUCACAAUCUUUCUCACCAUCAGCUAACACGUUUGUUUCUACUUUUAAUGUCAUUUGACUGUCUGCCACCUUUUAUUACAGAUCAGGGCUCUAGUAGGUUUCUGUUUUGCCUCAGGAACAGUCACUUGCGGACAUUUCAAGUUCAGUUUCAGGUACAGCUUUGUUGUUCACCAAACUCCAAAAGGUGUUUUCUACUGAAGCGUUGUUUUUCUUUUCAUUUUAAGUUGAAAGUAGCCAAAAAUCUGUUUAUAGUGUGGUCUCUUAUGUCAUAUUGAGAGAAACAUUUAUUUAAUGUACAACUGAAUAUUCGUAAUGUAAAAGACACUAAAGCAUUUCCUACACAACCCUGUGCCGCUUGCAUUUUUCGUUCUGACUUUUUGUAUUCUGGGUAUUUGUUCUUUGAGGUAGAUUUAUUUUGUUUAUCUUAUCUGCCAUUUAGAUAACAAUGUGGUUAAAAAUAAGCUUGAGUUAAAGGAAUAGUUCACCAAAAUAUUUAAAUUCUCAAAAUCUACUCGCACUCGGCUAAUAGAAGAAAGGGGACGACCAUCCUUUUACCAUGAUUCACAACGGUAAGCUUAUAAUUUAUCAUUUAAGCAGUCCGGUCUGAUUUUGUGGGAAAUGUUAGUGGUU